CUACUUUCUCUCUCGAAGAAUUAGAAUUAGAUCUUCAUUUCUCUCUGUUUCUCUCUCAAUGCCAUACUUUCCGGAGAAAAUCAGCCCCGAUUAGAUUUUCAUUUUCCCGAGUGGCAAACAUGUCCGACGCUCUGAUCAAUGGGCUAGCAGGAGCUGGAGGAGGGAUCAUUGCUCAGCUCAUCACCUACCCUCUUCAAACGGUAAACACUCGUCAACAAACCGAACGUGAUUCCAAGAAGGACAACAGGAAUCUAGGAACUUUUCAGCAGAUGUGCCAGGUUGUGAAACAAGAGGGGUGGGAGCGGUUGUAUGGAGGGUUGAUGCCAUCGCUAGUGGGUACAGCUACGUCUCAGGGUGUUUACUAUUAUUUCUAUCAAAUAUUCAGGAACAAAGCUGAAGCAGCUGCAUUAGAACAGAAAAGGCUAGGCAUCGGUGAUGGAUCAGUUGGGAUGAUCUCCUCACUUAUUGUUGCUGCUUUAUCUGGGUGUACUAAUGUUCUCUUGACAAAUCCCAUAUGGGUAGUCGUUACCCGCAUGCAGACACAUAGAAAAGAGUCAAGAAGAACUCUCCCUGAUAAGGGGUUGUCAGAUGCUACUGCACAAACAAUGCUUUCUCCCGUUGAGCCUCUUGCUUAUGGAACUAGUCAUGUGAUUCAAGAAGUCUAUGGUGAAGCUGGAGUUUGGGGUUUCUGGAAAGGUGUAUUACCAACAUUGAUUAUGGUAAGCAAUCCUUCCAUACAGUUCAUGCUGUAUGAAACCAUGUUGGCGAAGUUAAAAAAAAGACGUUUUCAGAGUAAGAAGGGUAGCAAUGCUGUAACUGCUUUGGAGAUAUUUCUUCUUGGAGCUUUGGCUAAGCUUGGAGCUACUGUGGUAACUUAUCCUCUUCUAGUUGUGAAGGCAAGGCUUCAGGCUAGGCAAGUUAAAAAUGCAGACAAGAGACACCAUUAUAAAGGCACAUGGGAUGCUAUUAUUAAGAUGAUCCGCUAUGAAGGGUUUUAUGGAUUUUACAAAGGCAUGAGCACUAAAAUCGUACAAAGUGUGCUGGCUGCUGCUGUUUUGUUCAUGGUGAAGGAAGAACUAGUUAAACAGAUGCGUUUCUUGCUCGCUAAGGAUGUUUACAACACUGUAAAGCCAAAGCCUCGGUGAUUGGAAAUCACUAAUUUUAGUUUUCCCGAUAUCGUGAUUUCAUGAACCAUCUUCGAUUGGCAUAUUCAUUCAAAUGAUAGGAAAUUGAUUAUGGAAUUGGAUAGCUUUAAACUUGAUAAACAGGAGAUUAAAAUAUAUAUAACUGUAUCUUGAUUAUUUUCUUCAGACUUGUCAUCAAUAGUUGCAAAUGGGAUCUUGUUGAGUACAUGCUCCUGCAAAUGGUGUCAUAGGUGGAGUCAGGGAGGUGCUAGGAGGAGCCCUCAAUUUCACCAAAACUUUGUCUUAGACUAUAAUUUUACUUAAAAGAAAGAUAGUGUAUCAUAUGUUU
Messenger RNA from Gastrolobium bilobum, 1473 nucleotides. RefSeq names its product peroxisomal nicotinamide adenine dinucleotide carrier. The coding region runs from base 120 to 1145 and encodes 341 amino acids. The record is from RefSeq and is a predicted model, not a curated record. Gene Ontology annotation, biological process: transmembrane transport; nucleotide transport. Lineage: Eukaryota; Viridiplantae; Streptophyta; Magnoliopsida; Fabales; Fabaceae. The transcript is spliced from 11 exons.